AUGCAGCAGCCACGGUACCUCUCACUUAUUUCCCCUUUCAUGCAUUUGCAGACUCAAAAAUAUGCGUGUAUCCUGUGGAUGUCACAAAGCCCAGGAUGAAACGCGCAUUGAAAGCACGGCUGGGGACGUCUCAAUCUCCGACAUUGAAGCUCCACUUCCGGUAAUUUCAGCUUUGACGAAUGUUUCAACUAUGCUGCGAAUGCUUCCGUUCCGUUCUCUGGAAUCUGACCAAGAUGAGGCACUGGGGACCUCAAGAAUCUCCUCAAUCGACUCCUCCAGUGUGAAUACAUCGGAGACUACACUUCCAGUGCCAGAUAUUGUUGACAAUUCGUCGACAUAG
Messenger RNA from Spirometra erinaceieuropaei, 340 nucleotides. NCBI's taxonomy places the organism in Eukaryota, Metazoa, Platyhelminthes, Cestoda, Diphyllobothriidea, Diphyllobothriidae. The record is from the annotation of a GenBank genome assembly.